Molecule: messenger RNA, 1302 nt
Organism: Mugil cephalus (flathead mullet)
Lineage: Eukaryota; Metazoa; Chordata; Actinopteri; Mugiliformes; Mugilidae
Product: low affinity immunoglobulin gamma Fc region receptor II-like
Exons: 6
Coding region: 102-872 (256 amino acids)
Biological process (GO): cell surface receptor signaling pathway
Molecular function (GO): transmembrane signaling receptor activity
Source: RefSeq, a predicted model, not a curated record
CUAACACUCGCAAGCUAUUUGUAUCACCUCCUCUUCUCAACAGUCACACAGGAAGAGAUCAUUUCUCACUUUAUACUUCAGUCAGUCAGCAUCAAGACAACAUGAAGGUCAGAGCUUUCUGCAUCGCACUGUUGACUGUGACAAUCCUCCUGUCCUGUGCACAGGAUCAUGAUGUUGAUGCAGCUUUUCUUCGUAUCUCUCCAAACAGACUGCAGUUCUUUGAAUACGAGUCCAUCACUUUUUACUGUGACGGAGUCUUUUACUGUCACGUUGAAAGUACAUCCAAAGGGAGGAACCCCUCGUGUUGCACAACUGAGGACAAAACAUUUAGGGGACCUAACUGCACCAUUGAAAGUGUUUAUGAAGAGGACUCUGGAAAGUACUGGUAUCUAGAAGAAAGAGAGAGAAGAAACAUCAUCAACAUCAAUGUCACUUCUGGUUCUGUGAUCCUGGAGAGUCCUGCUCUUCCUGUGAUGGAGGGAGAAGAUGUGACUCUGAGCUGCAGAACUAAAAAUUCUUCCUCCAACAUCACAGCUGAUUUCUAUAAAAAUGGAGUCCUCAAGUGGAGAAGCUCCACAGGAAAUCUGAUCCUCAAAACAGUCUCCAUGUCUGAUCAAGGAUUCUACAAAUGUCACAUCUCUGGAGUUGGAGAAUCACCACAGACCUGGCUGACUGUUAGAGCUUUACUGUCCUCAUCAACAUCAUGUUUUCAUGAAGAGAUGAAUCUUACCUCCUCCUGCAAGUGUAAUGAUAACAACUGUCACAUUUACCCCAUCCUAAGGACUGUGUUCACCAUCAUCAUGGUGGUGCUGUUGCUGCUGCUGCUCGGAUGUCUUCACUGUGUGUUAGACAGAGGUAUAAAAUAUGACUAAACUUCAACAGAAUAGAGGAUUUUCUGUUAUAUAAAAGAAAAAGAUGGUCUGUAUGACCAACAGGUGAAUUAAGUUCAGUUUAGUAGCUGAGAUUACAAAGUGGAUAUUUCAUGUAGGAUUAAGCCCAUUGCUAUCGAGCUGUUUUCUAUGCUUCUAGUCCCAGGGUUAGACACUGUGACUGAAUCAGGAAAUGAGUGUCUUUCUGAGAAACUUGUGUAACAUGUCUGCAAAUGUGGUUAUUAAAGCAUUCGCUCUGACCAUAACUAGCCUGACAUAUGAUAUUCAAAAUAACCACAACGCCUGAGCGCUUCUAUUAAUUGAUGUUGGUUUGUAGAAACGUGUGAGCUCUGACAGUGUGUCACCACCUUCUCGUGUCUUCAUCUGUUAGCAAUUUUGCAAAGUCUCAAGAAAAAUAAACUUAGAUAUGCAU